AUGAACUUCAACCCCUUCCUGACGUGGGGCUGCAGCACACACCGCAAGCGCCACGUCAACGCCCCCUCGCACGUGCGCAGGAACAUCAUGUCUUCCCACUCCAAGGAGCUGCGGCAGAAGUGCAACGUCCUCUCCAUGCCCAUCCGCAAGGACGACGGGGUCCAGGUGGUUCGAGGACACUGCAAAGGUCAGCAAAUUGGCAAGGUAGUCCAGGUGUACAGAAAAUAUGUCAUCUACACGGAGCGGGUACAGCUUGAGAAGGCUAAUGGUACAACUGUCCAUGUGGGCAUUCACUUGAGCAAGGUAGUUCUCAUCAGGCUAAAACUGGACAAAGAUCGGAAAAAAAUUCUUGAACGCAAAGCCAAAUCUCGACAGGUCGGAAAAGAGAAAGGCAAAUAUAAGGAAGAACUUAUUGAGAAAAUGCAGGAGUGAAUGUAACCUGUUGUGCAAGCCCGGUUUAACUGUAGACUUUUAGCCUGGUGUGUGUUCCUUGGAAACUUAAGAUGUCUGCCAAACACUUCAUUUCCUUCCUGUUUUGUUAUUGAUAAUGUAGCUUUGUAAAUCUGCCUUUGCUGUUUUGAUUAAUUAUUUUAUAAAUAACAGUGGAAAUGUUCCUAAUUUGAA
This is a messenger RNA of Canis lupus familiaris (dog), 624 nucleotides long. It is a transcript of the gene RPL26L1, whose product is annotated as ribosomal protein L26 like 1. Lineage: Eukaryota; Metazoa; Chordata; Mammalia; Carnivora; Canidae. The record is from RefSeq and is a predicted model, not a curated record. Gene Ontology annotation, biological process: ribosomal large subunit biogenesis; cytoplasmic translation. Gene Ontology annotation, cellular component: ribosome; cytosolic large ribosomal subunit. Gene Ontology annotation, molecular function: structural constituent of ribosome; RNA binding.